Messenger RNA from Micropterus salmoides (largemouth bass), 3910 nucleotides. RefSeq names its product testis derived transcript (3 LIM domains) (gene tes). Bases 170 to 2080 code for a protein of 636 amino acids. The record is from RefSeq and is a predicted model, not a curated record. NCBI's taxonomy places the organism in Eukaryota, Metazoa, Chordata, Actinopteri, Centrarchiformes, Centrarchidae. Gene Ontology annotation, molecular function: zinc ion binding. The transcript has 7 exons.
GUGCAGAGCAGGACCUCCGAAGAGAAAACGGAGCGUGAACCCGGUUGUUGUAGGCUACUAUUUCUCUGGUCCGUUUUCUAUCCGUUUUGGGGUUUGACAGCUGUUUUAGUAGCGGCUCCUCUGUUCGCCUCGUCUGGACCGACUAAACGCCGCGCUUACAGACUCAAAAAUGGAGAUAGAGAAGGAAGUAAAAAAGAUGACCCUCGGACACGAGUUUGGUGCUGGAGCGGCCUGUUUGAAAUGCAAGGACAAGUGUGAAGGCUUCGAGCUGCAUUUCUGGAGAAAAAUCUGCCGAAACUGUAAAUGUGGCCUCACAGAGCACAACGUGCAGAUGGAAUCGGAGGAGAACAAGAAGGUAGGCAAGCUGUUCGAGGACACCAAGUACACCGGCCUCAUCGCCAAGCUGAAGACGGAUGGCAUCCCCAGCUACGAUGGCAGUAUGAUGACCAUUACUCUGCCCAGCCCUGCCACUGCUUACGUUGUACCGCCGAGUGCUUCUUCCACUGUGGUGCCCCCCUCUGCCAUAGCUGGUUCUGUACAGCCUGCUGGAGCUGCUGCAGGUACAGCACCCGGCAGGCCUCAGGCUCCGCAUCAGGCUCCGCAUCAAGCUCCGCAUCAGGCUCCGCAUCAGGCUCCGCAUCAAGCUCCGCAUCAAGCUCCGCAUCAAGCUCCGCAUCAGGCUCCGCAUCAAGCUCCGCAUCAGGCUCCGCAUCAGGCUCCACAUCAGGCUCAGCCUCAGCCUAUACCUGCCAGUGUCACUCCUAUCAAGGCUAACAAAGUGCCUGUUGCUGUCAGUGCCACAUCAGCCAGUGUGGUACCAGUCCCCAAAGAUGUGCCAAUGAAGCCUAUCACCUAUGACUGGGCACCACCAGUAGCCAAUAAGUAUCUGGCGGUGCGUUACAUUGAGCUGCUCCCACCAGAGAAACGUCCGGUGACCGGUACAGAGGGAGCUGCUUACCGCCGGCAGCAGAUGGCAUGCCAGCUGCCCGAGCAUGACCAGGACCCGUCCAUGUGCCAUGAGCUGAGCCCAGCCGAGGUCAAGCAAAUGCAGCAGUAUGUCCGCAAGUACAAGGAUGAGGCCCUGGGGGUCGGAGAUGUUAUACUGCCUGAAGAGAUGGCUCUGGUUCAGGCAGGAGGGCAGGGUGGAGCUGGGGCUGGAAGCGCACCUGGUGCUGGUGGAGCAGGGUUUGGACCUGGGGUUGGUACACCUGGAGCUGAUGCUGGCCCUGGGGCCGGUGGUGGAGCUGGAGGAGCUGGAUUUAGACCAGGAGUUAGUGGUGCUAGAGCUGGUUCUGGGCCAGGGGCUGCAGGACCUGGAGCAGGGGCUGGAGGUCCUGGCUUUGGACCUGGAGCAGGGGGUAGAGGAACUGGUGGUGCUGGGCCAGUUUCAAGUCCUGGGGGUGGACUGUCUUCUGGCUUUGGGCCCGCUGGAGGAGCCAUGGGUACUACUGCCACUGCUGGAGCCAUUGGCGUCCCUGGAGCUCAGCAACCUGGACUACCACAAAAGGCCUUUUCAUGUAAUCAUUGCCAGCAGCCCAUGCGUCUGGGCGAGCCAGCUGUCUAUGCUGAGCGGGCCGGCUAUGACAAGAUGUGGCACCCAGCAUGCUUCGUGUGUUGUACUUGCAACGAACUACUGGUGGACAUGAUCUACUUCUGGAAGAAAGGCAAGCUGUACUGUGGACGCCACUAUGGAGACAGCGAGAAGCCACGCUGUGGAGGCUGUGAUGAGCUGAUCUUCAGUAACGAGUACACUCAGGCUGAGGGCCAGAAUUGGCAUCUGAAGCACUUCUGCUGUUUUGACUGUGACUGCAUUCUCGCCGGAGAGACAUAUGUGAUGGAGAAAGACAAGCCUGUCUGCAAGCCCUGCUACAUGAAGAACUACGCUGUGAAAUGCUCAGCCUGCCAGAAUGCGGUAGAACCCGAGGCCCAGAGGGUUUCCUACGGCGAAUCCCACUGGCACGCCGAGCCACAGUGCUUCAAGUGUUCUGGAUGCUCCAAGUGCCUGAUCGGCCAGCGUUUCAUGGCAGUGCAGGGCUUCCUCUUCUGCUCUGCGGAGUGCAAAAAGAAAACCAUGGCUUAGAGGGCCAGCACACCCUCCCUCCAUCUUCUCCGCAACCACUUGUGAAACCAGGACAGAUUGAGCUUAGACUAGAACCAGAGCAGGGAAGACAAACACAGGUGCAGCUGGAAUAGGGCAGAUAUGUUGGACUAUGGUUGUGUUAACAAAAAGUAGAGUGCCUGAUGAUUCUUAAUAUAGAGAUGUACUAUAAUAAUAAGUCCAUUUGUAUUUAGGUGCUCUUUUCUUUCUGUCAAUGGAAGACCACAGUAUUGAUAAAUCUGUCUAAACUAGACACUUAAACUUCUACCUUCUGGUUUGUCCUUUGCCUUAAAAUCAGCUGUCUUCUUUGAACAAGUAGAUGUUUUGUUGCUUUUCUUGCACUGUGUUUUCUUACUGAUGAGAUUAAUUUUGUAUUGGUUGGAAGCGGCAAUCUAGUUUAAUUUUAAACCUGUAUCAGUUUAAUGGUAAUAGCGCUAUUGUGACCCAAAUAACCCACUGCUGAUUUAAUGUACCACCUUGUACUGCUUUCUUCAUAGAAAAAACUACUGAUAUUCACUCUCAUAUGCAGCAAUAUGACAAGCAAUAUUAGCCAGGUUUUUGGGGUUGAUUUGCACUGUAUUCCAGUUAAAACUGAAAUCAAAUAAUAGUAAUCUUAAUCAAAUCAUUAUGCAGUAGGAUUUUGUUUCUUUUGUAUUAAGAAUUUCAACUUCCUGAAUUCAGGUGACAGGUAUGGAAGUAAAUUGCCCUAACUCUGGUAACAUUUGGCCACAAGCAGCUACUUUUACACAUUGUCAAAUGAGGUGUAUAGUAUCAUUUUCAUAGUAUUUUAGGGGACAAAACAGUGUGGGGAAUUCCAGUAUACAUCACCUGCUACCAGUUUAUGUGGUGUACCUCUGCAAACUAUGCUAUAAAAACAACAGCCUUGCAAUUAAUUUGUGGUAUGUAGACAUGGUGUAUGACAUGAGUAUUUAUAACAUUGUCCCCUUAAUGUAUGUUAAUAUGGAAUGUUCAAGAACAACGUACUUCAUAAAGAGUUGUUCUACGUAACCCACACACAGCAGCUGUCUUUUGAUUUAAGAUAAGGCACAAGCUUUCCCCGCCACCACUUGCGGAGCUCAUUCUGUUGCUGGCCUCCGUCUGGCGUGCGCAAAGAUGAUGCAGUGAAUCUGUUUUGAAAACAAAGGGGAGGUCUCUCCAUGACUCAAACGCCUUUCCAAUGUGGACCCGUUUUUUUGCCCGUUGAUCUGAUUCUCAUUUUGGAAGUCGGGCUUCAGCAAAUAAAACUUGUUUUUUUUUUUUUAUCUUUACAUGGAGUUUGUAUUGGAAUCUGUGUUGUGCUGGGAGCUGGUUGUUUUUCGGCAUUACCGGUCUCCAUUUUGUUAGACAGCUAGAUUUUGAAAGUCUCCAAUGGAAAUAAAUCCCACCCCCUCCCUUCAGCUUCCAAAGCCAUUCACUAAAACACAUUUAGGUAGAUAAGCAAGUAGUCCAGCCAAUCAUUUCAUUCGUCCGGCGCUUUUUUCAAUGCUGCAUCUGCCACAGAUACUGGAUUUUUUAUUUUUUUGUUAGCACAUUUGAUUGCUGUUGGCAUAUGGGAGUUUCAACAAAUAUAACAAUGCUAAAUAAAACAAAAUACUUCUGAAUAAAUUGCCUACCCCACCUUUAAUUCAGGAAAACACUGGAAAUUGCUUCAUAUAAAACUAUUUUGUGUCACUAUUUUUGUGCCAUGAUUUUCCUUUUAUGCAAUAAACUGCACUUUAAAUAGGUUUUUCUUUUUCCAGUAAUACCUGAUGUAGAAUGCAUGUGAGUUUUUCACUUAACAGCUAAUAAAAGCCCCUACAGAGGUCUUUUCAC